ACUAUCGGCUAAAACAAACCAAAUAAAACAGCUGUGGCUUAAGUUAUAACUAUAUUUAAAAUAACUUCGCUUUAAAAUAAAAGCCUAAGUUGGAAAAAUAUAAACAUUCUGAAACGCUCCUAACAAAUCGGAUUUCUUAUAAGACGUCAAGCAAGAGAUUUGGAUAUGCUCGCCCAACUAUCGGCUAACUUAGUAACUACUGAAUUCUAAGCAAUUUAAGGAUUUUUGCCAAAUAAAAACACAGGAUCAAUGUUAUUACGUUUAAUCCGUUCCCAUUAACGGGUUUAUUGACUUCUUUAGCAAAAAAAAAAAAAAAAAAAAAAAAAUACGUUGCAUGAAUGUACUGUGCAAAUUUGGAAAUUAUACCAAAAUGCGCCGUUCUGCAAAUUAAAAAUAUUUUUAGGGACCCAAUAUAUAUAUGUAUAUAUGCAUAUGAAUAUAAUAUGUAUUUACAUACGUACACCCACAUCGGCGCACAUCAGAUGCCCAUAGCCCAUAUAGCCAAUUAGACUCUUUUCACUGCCUUGUAAACUUAGCGCGGAAUCAGUAAUUUUAUGCGUUCACGGACGCCAAGGCGGAAUCAUCCAUAAGAUGUUCACCCACAUCGGGCAGCAGGAGUCGAAGCCCCCAAAAGUAAACACAAUUCUACAAAGGACGUUUCCGUUGGCUCUGCCCAGCACAAGUGCAUCGGAUCGCAUCACAUUGGAUCGGAUCGGAUCGUCGGUGAAGGCGAAUUCCAGGCGCUUGCCCAAAGUGCCUUACAUCCACAAAUAUGCCAGAUAGAUUUCAAGUUACAAAGGCUGACGAGGACACCGCGUUGGACUACAACCAGGAUGAGUCUGCGAGCGGCAAGCUACUGGGGGACAUCCACGACGAAACCCUAGGUGAGAACUAUGGGUCGUACGAUGACUCAGGUGAUAUCCACAGGGCGGAGGAGAACCAGAAGUCCAGCAUCGACCCAAAUCUAUAUCUGUACGACGAUGAUUUGGAGACCAGGCCCCAUAUAUCAACGUUCAUUUCAUCAAUUGCCAAUUAUGAGAACACGAUACCAGCGGCCACCGAUCCCGAUGCAAAGCCGGCAGCUCCAUCGGCUCGAAUGGGUACCCUAAUUGGAGUGUUCUUGCCAUGCAUUCAAAACAUCUUUGGUGUCAUAUUGUUCAUUCGGUUAACAUGGGUUGUUGGAACGGCUGGCGCCGUGUGUGGAUUCCUGAUUGUUCUGACCUGCUGCUGUGUGACCAUGCUAACCGCGAUCUCGAUGUCGGCCAUUGCAACGAACGGGGUGGUUCCGGCGGGCGGGAGUUACUUCAUGAUAUCACGAUCCCUGGGCCCUGAAUUCGGCGGAGCGGUGGGAAUGUUGUUCUAUACGGGCACCACGCUAGCAGCGGCGAUGUACAUCGUUGGUGCCGUGGAAAUCGUAUUGACAUACAUGGCGCCGUGGGCAUCGAUAUUUGGGGACUUCACCAAGGACGCUGACGCGAUGUACAACAAUUUCAGGGUCUACGGCACUUUGCUGCUCAUCUUUAUGGGUCUCAUUGUGUUCCUGGGCGUGAAAUUCGUCAAUAAGUUCGCGACGGUGGCCCUGGCCUGCGUCAUCCUUUCGAUAAUAGCGGUGUAUGUGGGAAUAUUUGACAAUAUCCAUGGCAACGAAAAGCUAUACAUGUGUGUUCUGGGAAAACGACUCUUGAAGGAUAUCCCGCUGGAGAAUUGCACAAAGGAAGACUCCUUCUUACGCGACAUAUACUGCCCAGAUGGUAAAUGCGAGGAAUACUACCUGGCCAAUAACGUGACCAAAGUCAAGGGCAUCAAGGGUUUGGCCAGUGGCGUGUUCUACGACAACAUCUUCCCUUCGUUCCUGGAGAAGGGCCAGUUCAUAUCCUACGGCAAGAGUGCAAUUGACAUUGAGAACACUAGUGGAGAGUCAUACAACCAGAUCAUGGCCGACAUUACCACGUCGUUCACCCUUCUUAUCGGCAUCUUCUUCCCAUCGGUCACAGGCAUCAUGGCUGGAUCCAAUCGAUCGGGCGACCUGGCUGACGCCCAGAAGAGCAUACCCAUCGGAACGAUAUGUGCCAUUCUGACCACCAGCACAGUCUACUUGUCCAGCGUUAUGUUCUUCGCCGGCACAGUGGACAAUCUCCUGUUGAGGGACAAAUUCGGUCAGUCUAUUGGUGGCAAGCUGGUGGUGGCCAAUAUUGCCUGGCCAAAUCAGUGGGUCAUUCUGAUUGGCUCCUUCCUCUCCACCUUGGGCGCUGGUCUGCAGAGUUUGACUGGAGCACCCCGACUGCUGCAGGCGAUUGCGAGGGAUGAGAUCAUCCCCUUCCUGGCUCCAUUUGCCAAGUCUUCGAAGCGUGGCGAACCCACCCGUGCGCUGCUCCUGACCAUUGUCAUUUGCCAGUGCGGCAUCCUGUUGGGCAACGUGGACUUGCUGGCUCCUCUGCUGUCCAUGUUCUUCCUCAUGUGCUACGGCUUUGUCAACCUGGCCUGCGCUGUGCAAACCCUGCUGAGGACUCCCAACUGGAGACCGCGCUUCAAGUUCUACCACUGGAGCUUGUCGCUCAUCGGCCUGACGCUGUGCAUAUCAGUCAUGAUCAUGACUUCCUGGUAUUUCGCACUGAUUGCUAUGGGAAUGGCCAUCAUUAUCUACAAAUACAUAGAGUACCGCGGUGCUGAGAAGGAGUGGGGUGAUGGCAUUCGUGGAAUGGCCCUGACCGCCGCCAGGUACUCGCUACUCCGUCUGGAGGAAGGCCCACCGCAUACGAAAAAUUGGCGUCCCCAAAUUUUGGUGCUUUCGAAGCUCAACGACAACCUCUUGCCAAAAUACAGGAAGAUAUUCUCCUUUGCCACCCAGCUGAAAGCUGGCAAGGGAUUGACGAUUUGUGUGUCUGUGAUAAAGGGCGACCACACUAAGAUCACUAACAAAGCCGUGGAUGCGAAGGCCACGCUGCGCAAGUACAUGACCGACGAGAAGGUGAAGGGCUUCUGUGAUGUCCUGGUAGCCCAGCAGAUUGGCGAGGGCCUCAGCUCAGUCAUCCAAACCAUCGGACUGGGGGGCAUGAAGCCCAACACAGUCAUCAUCGGAUGGCCGUACAGCUGGCGACAGGAGGGCAGGAACAGCUGGAAGACCUUCAUCCAAACGGUCCGCACGGUGGCCGCCUGCCACAUGGCCCUCAUGGUGCCCAAGGGCAUCAACUUCUAUCCAGAAUCAAACCACAAAAUCGGUGGUAACAUUGAUAUCUGGUGGAUUGUCCACGACGGUGGUCUGCUCAUGUUGCUGCCCUUCCUGCUGAAGCAACAUCGCACCUGGCGCAAUUGCAAGCUAAGGAUCUUCACAGUUGCUCAAAUCGAGGACAACUCGAUUCAAAUGAAGAAGGAUCUAAAGACAUUCCUCUACCAUCUUCGAAUCGAGGCCGAUGUUGAAGUUGUUGAGAUGAACAACAGCGAUAUUUCCGCUUAUACCUACGAGCGGACCCUGAUGAUGGAACAGCGUAAUCAGAUGCUGAGAGCAUUAGGCUUAAAUAAGAAAGAAAACUCCAAAGUGGUUCAAACAAUUGUAGACCACCAUUAUGACGCCACCAAAACGGCGUCUAAAGUUCGCUUCGCCGAUCCAACUAUAGAAGAAACACAGCAUCACGAUUCUCAAAACGACGAGAAACGUAACUCAAUUGAUUUGGAUGGUCCCGAGAACGCGGACACACCCGAAACUACUUCUAACAAGGAUGAAUCGACAGAGAAAGCCGACGGAGACUUCAAGUCCAGUGUGAAACCGGAUGAGUUCAACGUUCGUCGCAUGCACACAGCAAUAAAACUAAACGAGGUUAUUGUAGAAAAGUCACAGGACGCCCAGUUGGUCAUAAUGAAUCUACCUGGACCACCUAGGGAAGUGAGAGCGGAGCGUGAAAGAAAUUAUAUGGAAUUUCUGGAGGUAUUAACAGAGGGCCUUGAAAAAGUGUUAAUGGUUCGCGGAGGAGGCCGAGAAGUUAUAACAAUUUACUCUUAAGAGCAUUAAUCGCUCAGUUUUAUAAGAGUUCGCAACACUAGACAAGUUUAAGAAUCAAUCAAAUUUUUAAAGAAGGUUAUUAAUUUGUUAUAUUCAAUCAUAUGUCCAAAUAUUUUAUUUUUACGUAAAUAAAAUAUCAAAAAAUUGUAACAAUAAG
Drosophila melanogaster (fruit fly) is the source of this 4154-nucleotide messenger RNA. RefSeq names its product kazachoc (gene kcc). Gene Ontology annotation, cellular component: plasma membrane; membrane. The transcript is spliced from 22 exons. The record is from RefSeq and is marked reviewed. Bases 773 to 3997 code for a protein of 1074 amino acids. Lineage: Eukaryota; Metazoa; Arthropoda; Insecta; Diptera; Drosophilidae. Gene Ontology annotation, biological process: chloride transmembrane transport; potassium ion transmembrane transport; transmembrane transport. Gene Ontology annotation, molecular function: transmembrane transporter activity; potassium:chloride symporter activity; chloride:monoatomic cation symporter activity.